Molecule: messenger RNA, 750 nt
Organism: Aplysia californica (California sea hare)
Lineage: Eukaryota; Metazoa; Mollusca; Gastropoda; Aplysiida; Aplysiidae
Source: RefSeq, a predicted model, not a curated record
GAUUUUUUCUUCCCGGUGGUGGGUUGGUGUUUUUUUUGUGUGGAAAAAUGCCGGCCGCGACCAACGCAGGUGCUAGUUCUAUUUGGUCCGUCCGUGUGAACAAAAUUUACUCACGAAAUUAAUCUCACCUUGUAGGCUUAUUCAACACCAUCAUCAUCAUCAUCGGUUCCACCCAUAAAUUUUAAUCAGGCGCAGAUUUCUGUACCCCCGAUUCCGAGUAGCCCAAUCAGGUUGUUUCAUGCAUUAACAUUAGACUAUUUUUUUAUCGUUUGUCGUCACAAAUGGUUUACCCCUUCUUACAGGGACUUAACUUUAAAAGUCGCUGGGGCAAGCAAGAGAGCUUUAGUACAGCUAGCACUCUAGAGCCUAUACAACACCUUACGCUUACACUUGGAUUCAGUGACGCGAGCUUGUUACAACAUUUGCAACACAAUAAGAUCAUAUUAUAAGUGUCAGAAGCAGGAAACCACUCGAGAGCAGCAACCAACCAACGGCCAAAGACGUACAACACCAUGAAGAACGUGGACGCCAAACUACUUCUUCUUGCCCUCCUGCUCCUUUUCUGUGUCAUCGCUGUGACGUCCCAGUGUAAAGAUGAUGUGAACCGAUGCACAGACGAUUACAACAACACUUUCCAACUAGAAAGUGACCUUGACGACUAUGAAGACUGCGUUAAAAACCUGCAAUGCUCGGAUACCGAUAACGCUCGACAGUCUGUGCUGGAUUGGAUUAACGGGAAGCGGGGAAAAA